GCAGGAGGAAAGGGAGAAAGAAAGAGAAAAGAGAGAGAGAAAGUGUCUGGUUGAUGUUGGGGAAGAGAGGGGGCAAACCUCCUGCCAUUUGGUCUCUGAAUAACUCAGCACCCGUCCUAAAAAAUACCCUUUUUUCUCUUUUGUUUUCUUUUCUUUUCUUCUUCUCUCAAAAGUUUCCUUGUCUCUCGGCUUUCCGCCGGCUCGCUUUUCCGGCGGCUUCGCCGGAAUUCCCAAGCCCCUAUCUCGAACACUGACCAAAUUCUCACUUUCUGUUUUGGGGGUUUCUUUUUUCUUUAGCUUUGGUUUUGUUGUUUUGAGCUGAUCUGUGUUCUGUUGAGAGAAUCACUCUACUAUUCGGCGUUUGGAUCUAUCUGUCAGCUGAGUUUUAGCUGUUCCAGCUCGAUUUCUGGGGUUUUCCUUGCUCUUCCGGAUUGUGAUCCGGAGGAAGAUGCCGCCGGCGAGAUGACUGGGUGAAAGUUUGCAAUUGUUUUAUUGGCCCACUGGUGAUACGAGUUGCCGGAAUUUGUGCAAUGAAGGCGCCUACGAACGGUGCUGCGGCUGCGGCGACGGCAGCCCCGAAUCCAUGCGAAGGAGAGAAAAAGAGCAUCAACCCAGAGCUAUGGCAGGCGUGCGCCGGACCUCUAGUGAACUUGCCGCCGGCGGGGACGCUCGUCGUCUAUUUUCCACAAGGCCACAGUGAACAGGUUGCAGCAUCUAUGAAGAAAGAUGUGGACGCUCAAAUCCCAAACUAUCCUAAUCUUCCCUCGAGGCUGCUAUGCAUCCUCCAUAAUGUCACUUUGCAUGCGGAUCCGGAAACUGAUGAAGUAUAUGCUCAGAUGACACUCCAACCAGUUCCUGCUUAUGACAAGGAAUCAUUGUUGAGAUCAGACCUUGCACUCAAGACAAAUAAACCACAAACAGAUUUUUUCUGUAAAACUUUGACAGCAAGUGACACAAGCACACAUGGAGGUUUCUCGGUACCACGCCGCGCAGCAGAGAAGAUUUUCCCUCCUCUUGAUUUCUCUAUGCAACCACCUGCUCAAGAACUUGUGGCAAAGGACUUGCAUGAUAAUGUAUGGACCUUUCGUCAUAUCUACCGUGGGCAACCAAAACGCCACUUGCUGACGACAGGGUGGAGCCUUUUUGUUAGUGGAAAGAGGCUUUUUGCAGGUGACGCAGUCUUGUUUAUUAGGGAUGAAAAGCAGCAGCUUCUCUUGGGCAUUAGGCGGGCUAACAGGCAACCCACCAAUUUAUCAUCAUCAGUUUUGUCAAGUGAUAGCAUGCACAUUGGGAUCUUAGCGGCAGCAGCCCAUGCAGCUGCAAACAAUAGCCCUUUUACUGUGUUUUACAAUCCAAGGGCUAGCCCAUCUGAAUUUGUUAUCCCUUUAGCCAAGUACUACAAGGCAGCGUACAGCAACCAAAUAUCUCUUGGCAUGCGCUUCCGGAUGAUGUUUGAAACUGAAGAGUCGGGGACAAGAAGGUACAUGGGUACAAUUACAGGUAUCAGUGAUCUAGAUCCUGUGAGAUGGAAGAACUCACAAUGGCGUAAUUUGCAGGUUGGUUGGGAUGAGUCAACUGCUGGGGAACGGAGGAACCGUGUCUCAAUCUGGGAGAUUGAACCAGUGACAGCCCCAUUUUUUAUCUGUCCUCCUCCAUUCUUCCGAUCAAAACGUCCGAGGCAACCAGGAAUGCCAGAUGAUGAAUCUUCUGAUCUAGAGAAUCUCUUCAAAAGGACAAUGCCUUGGCUUGGUGAUGAUAUCUGCAUGAAAGAUCCCCAGGCUGUCCAUGGCCUAAGCUUAGUUCAAUGGAUGAACAUGCAGCAAAACCCUCCCCUGGGUAACUCUGCACAACCAAACUACAUGCAUUCCUUAUCAGGGUCUGUCAUGCAAAACCUUGCAGGAGCAGAUCUCUCCCGUCAGUUAGGCUUGUCAGCACCCCAAAUCCCUCAGCAAAGCAACUUACAGUUCAAUAAUGCACAGAGGCCUCCUCAGCAAGUGCCACAGCUUGAUCAGCUCACAAAGCUGCCUACAACAUUGAAUCCAUUGGGCUCUGUUAUACAGCCACAGCAACAGUUGAAUGAUAUUGCUCAGCAACCGAGGCAAAAUUUGAUGAAUCAAACUCUACCCUCAAGCCAGGUUCAGGCUCAACUUCUGCAGCAGCCUCAACCUCUGGUCCAAAACCACAAUAUUCUUCAGCAGCAACCAUGUGUUCAAAAUCAGCAGCUCCACAGAAACCUCCCUCAGAACCUGCAACAGCAACAGCAACCACAGCAGCAACAACAACAAAUCAUGGGUCAAAAUCAACAACAAAAUCUGAUGCCAUCCCAGCCACCUGAUCAAGCAAACCAACAAUUGCAAAUGUCUGACAAUCAAAUGCAGCUUCAACUGUUACAGAAGCUUCAGCAGCAACAGCAGUCCCUUCUAGCACAGCAGUCAACAAUGCAACAAACUGCUCAACUUACUCAACUCCAAGAUCCACAGAGGCAGCUCUUAGAUGUGUCUCAGAACUUCUCCAGGUCUGUUGCAUCUGGCCAAAUACUGGAAAUGCCUCAAGCAACAUCCACCUCGCUCCCGCAAUCACUUGUUAUUCCGCAGCAGAUAACAAAGAGUAACAGCCAGACAAAUGUUCGAUUUUCUCAUCCACCUCAGCAGCCAAAGCUUCAACAGCAGCAGCCUGGCAUGCUGCCUGAAUUGCCUGGGCAUGUGGGACUUCCCCCAAUGACAGCAACUAAUCAGCUUUCCACUGCCGGAAGCAGUUUGCUGACUGGUGCUGCAGGAGCAGGGCAAUCUGGGAUUACCGAUGAUGUUCCAUCUUGCUCCACUUCACCAUCCGCUAACAACUGCCCAAAUAUAAUUCAACCAAUCUUGAAUGGAAGAGCCCACCGAACCACAGCAAUGGAGGAGAUGGCUCAGUCCUCUGCCACUCUCUUGAGUGGCAGUGGCUUGGAGACUAUAUCAGCUAACGCUAACUUGGUUAAAGAUUUUCAGCAGAAACCUGAUAUUAAGCCUUCUUUGAAUAUCUCCAAGGGUCAUAACCAGGGAUUUUUUGCCCCACAAACAUAUGUAAAUGUUGCAGCAGCCCAGACUGAUUACUUGGACACAUCAUCUUCAGCAACUUCGGUUUGCUUGUCACAGAAUGACCACUUACAGCAGAAUAACAACCCAUUGUCUUUUAAUCAGCCAUCAAUGAUGUUCAGAGACACGAGUCAAGAUAGAGAAGCUCAGGCAGACCCCAGGAACAAUGUUCAGUUUGGUACUAACAUUGAUAGCCAAUUGGGGAUACCUAUGUUGCCAGACCCCAUACUUACAAAGGGCAUGGUGGGAUCAGGGAAGGAGUUCUCAAAUAAUCUCUCUUCAGGAGGCCUGCUUGCCAACUAUGAAAAUCCCAAAGAUGCUCAGCAGGAUCUUUCAUCCUCAAUUGUUUCACAGUCAUUUGGAGUUCCAGAUAUGGCGUUCAAUUCUAUUGAUUCUGCAAUAAACGAUAGCAGCUUCUUGAACAGGGGUCCAUGGGCGCCAGCACCACAAUUUCAGCGGAUGCGGACAUAUACGAAGGUGUAUAAGCGGGGAGCAGUAGGGAGAUCCAUUGAUAUCACCCGUUAUUCAGGCUAUGACGAGCUUAAACAAGAUUUGGCUCGUAGGUUUGGUAUAGAGGGACAGCUGGAGGACAGACAGAGGAUAGGCUGGAAACUCGUGUAUGUGGAUCAUGAGAAUGAUGUUCUGCUAGUGGGGGAUGAUCCUUGGGAGGAGUUUGUGAACUGUGUACGCUGCAUCAAGAUCCUCUCUCCUCAAGAAGUCCAGCAGAUGAGCUUGGAUGGAGAUAUUGGUAACAGUGUACUUCAGAAUCAAGCCUGUAGCAGCUCUGAUGGUGGCAAUGCUUAAAUAAAUCUCUGCCAAAAUCGUUGCCAUUUUUCAGCUGCAUUUUUAGGAAUCUACCCAUCAUCACCUCUCUGCAUAACAGAGAUGUUUUGCAACAGUGCCAUGGUAGGGUUUUCCUUCAUCAGCUUGAAGAGAAGGGCAAAGCAAAUUAAGAAGACUAUCCUUUGGCAGCUAGAGCUUGCUUCUUAAAUUUUGUACCAGUUCAGAAAUAGGAACAUUGGUGGAAAUUUGAAGAAAUACAAAAGCUGGGCAGUACCUGAUUGAUUGAUUAUGAAACAGCUUGGAAGGGAUGGUACAAAUUGUGUCCAAGGGAGAAGUAUAUUUUUAAAGUUGAGAGAAGAAGCUGGUUUAGGAAUUGCCUUGAGAGAGAUACUUUGAUGUAUGCAUGUUGUGACUUUGUGAGAGAGAUCAGUAGUCAUUUUUUACUCCCACUUCGUUUUUUUUUUUUUUUUUUUAAUCUUAUCUUUUAUUUUAAAUGUCUCCCAACUCCAGGUGCAUUGUAGAAAGCAAAAGCUCUAAAUUUGUAUUGGCUAGUUUUUUAGUGUAUAAAUGUGUAGAUUUUUCUCCGUAAAAAUGAAAUUCCUUUUAUGAA
Molecule: messenger RNA, 4467 nt
Organism: Vitis riparia (riverbank grape)
Lineage: Eukaryota; Viridiplantae; Streptophyta; Magnoliopsida; Vitales; Vitaceae
Product: auxin response factor 19-like
Exons: 14
Coding region: 531-3878 (1115 amino acids)
Biological process (GO): response to hormone; regulation of DNA-templated transcription
Cellular component (GO): nucleus
Molecular function (GO): DNA binding; protein binding
Source: RefSeq, a predicted model, not a curated record